Messenger RNA from Misgurnus anguillicaudatus (oriental weatherfish), 7365 nucleotides. Lineage: Eukaryota; Metazoa; Chordata; Actinopteri; Cypriniformes; Cobitidae. The record is from RefSeq and is a predicted model, not a curated record.
UGGGAGUGUCACAACAUUUUUUCAAAGCCAAGUGCUGUCUCUUUUACUUUCCCCACAUCUGAAACUUGCACUAUCUUUGCUGUUUUUCCUUACCUGUUUGUAAAACUGACGCGCAAAACGACGGAUAAUCGUUGUAGUGGGGUUUAUUUGACCCGAGGUACCUCAGAUGGAGUUACGAACUCGGGUAGAGGCGCGAAUUUAGGAUGUCCUCGCGAGCAUCACGCGGCGAAGUGCUACGGCAGCAGGAUGCAUUACAAGCACACCAAGCACCGGAGUGGACAAUACAGGAAGUCCACACAUCACUUGAUCUGGUUCAUCUGUCUAUGGCUUCACUUACUGCCUCAAGUAAAUGGAGUCUUUAUGUCUGAUACUAAAGCCGUCCUUCAAGGAUGUGAUGACCGCUGGACUUUCCAGGGACAGCAGGAUAUUCCUGUGCUCUUUUUGACAACAGUAUGUGUAGACGUACGGAUCUUAUCCCCCGGUGCGUGGACUGCAUUUAGCUACGUGUCGGUCCCCGCACCCCGCUACGAACUGGCUCUGCAGGGAGAUGAAAACUCCCUGUAUGCCUGGUUGUUGGGAGUACGGCAUCAGUUCCCUGUCCAGCUGACCCCUCAACGAUGGUACCACCUAUGUUUGCGAUGGGACGCCCCUCACCAAAGCUUCAGCCUGACAAUACGGCACCACCCGGAGGUGUAUCAGCGCACGGCCAUAGCCCGUGCAAUACCCCCCUCCGGGCGUCUUCUGCUUGGCUGUCGGCCAAAAGACGCCACCCCUGGGGUCAAAAUGGCUACUGUGGAGCUCCACCUGUUCCGCAUAUGGGACGAUGUGGGGGAGCAUAAUGCCUGCGAAGACGGCUCGGUGGUCGGCUGGGACUCAAGGUUUUGGACGGUCACACGAGCACAGGCUAAAGUUCAAGAUUAUACCCUGCAGUGUGGCCUAGAGCAUCUGCGUAAGAAACGCGAUGCAAUGCAAACUACGCCGAAAUCGAACACAUCGGAAGGCACAUCCGGACAAAUACUGUCAUUGACAAAGCCAAGUCCGCUUUUCACUACUUUGGGCUCCAUAAUUAACAAUGCAAAUCAACUUCUUCAAGCACAGUCUUCAUCUGUUUCUCCGAGCAGUACAUCUGUUAAUACAGCCACCCCUAUACCUCAGGGUCAGAUCAAAACCACAACCUCUCCUUCACCCUCACAACCCAGACCCACAUUGAAUUCAUCUAAUGGCAUUGUGGUGAAUACUUCAACCCCCAUUACAACACAAGCUCCUCUCACAACAACUACCACCAUCACAGUCCCUCCUCAAUCUCUGAUUGGUUCAGCUGAUAAUCCAACAACCAUUAUGACAAACACCAGUGGAUUCAACAGCAUAACCCCAACACCUGCCUCACAGACCUCUAACCUAACAGUCCAGCAAACCCAUAACACAGCUAUCUCUUCUGUAAAGCCUACCUCUGAAAUACCGGCCAAUCAGACAACAGCACACCUUAGCACUACACCUCCUGUCAUGGCUCAAAUAGCUAAUCAGUCAACAGUUGUACGGACAAAGAGGUCUUCUACAUUAUUAACAGGGUCAUUUGUGGCGCAGUGUAACUUUUCUCAGUACUGCGCUGAUCAAUCAUCAUACUACUGGAUGCCUGUGGAGGUGGAUGGAAAUAUAGCCGAACAAGAUAUUAAAAAUUGGUUUUCAGGUCUAUUUAGUAUGACCACCUGCCCUGCAGUCAGUACUACAAUAUGCCAAGCUUUUGUGACGGCUGAGGUUACAUGUCAAGACACGGUGAACAUCCAGAAGACUAACUGCACCGUGCUGAUACAACUUAAACAGCCUGAAAAUGCAUGUGAAAUCGGUAGGCUGGUGGAAAACAAUACAGGCCAACCAAUAAAAAUCAAGCUUCUAGGAGAUGUGGAGAGAGUGGGUAAAGGCUUCUGCAUGGAGAAAACCAUUUUAGCCCCUGGUGGUGGUUAUGUGCAUUGCACAUCCUCUAUGUCUUACAAUGAAGUCUGCCAAAUCCAAGGGCCUGUCAGCGUAACAUGCUCUUCUGGAGAUAAUGAUAUCAUCCCUAAUGAUUUACAGAUACUUAGUGACCAAGCCUGCAGUGUUGCAAACCAGCAGCAAUGUGAAUGUUACAUAUCUAACUCUGAAGCAUAUUUUGCUGUUCGUAUAAACAUUUCGAGCCCCGAUGUGGAUUUCACCUCCAUCCAGAACUCGGUUUUAAAGUGGAGCUCUUCCUGCGACACAAACAGCGUUUCAGGGUCUCUGUGUGACGUUUUACAUGCAUAUCAGGGAAUGCAUCUGGAAUGUUUUGGUGAAGCAGCAAGGCUCUACACCUGCAUGUUAACUCUGCAACUGUCACAAACGCUGGAUGUGUGCAUUGUUAGCAAAGCUGUAGCCGAAAUGUGGAAGGAUAGCACCAACGUAUAUUUUGGUGGGCCUGUGUAUAGAACAGCUAUAUGUCGUUUGCCCAGUACCACUGACAGCAACCUUUUGAACUCUACAUUUACUUGGACCUCUGUCAAUCUGAGCACCAGCCAGAUCAGUGAUGUCCAAAACCAGCUAAUAUGUGAUCAGGGUCAGACGUAUGCUGUUCUUUUAAGUGAUAGUUGUGAGAUCCCAUCUGAAUCCUACACUACUCCAUCUGUUCCUCCAAGCACAAGCACAGAGGGCGGAGCUACAUCCCUAAAUGUCACUUCUCCAUCAGUAACUACAGGCCCGCCACAGAGCAGCCAUACCAACACAACGGUUACAACAUUCAGCACUGUCAACACACAGAAUAAUGCUUCUGUUACAUCGUUCAAUACAACAGUCUCAGUAUCCAGCAUUAGCUUCACGCCCACUAACAGCACAGACACUCAAAGAAACACACUUUCACUCAGUACAACUGGACUGCCACUCAUUCCAUCAACCAGACUGCCCACUACAACAGACACGCAAAGAAAUACAGCAAGCACACUGGAAAUUGCAACUCUAACACCAUCCAAUAUAUCAACUGGACCAUUAGUCAAUACAACAGCCAUACCACUCAUUAAAACAGUCACACCAAUUAAUGCAACAGACACAACACUCAAUGCACCAGUCACAACACUCAAUGCAACAGACAGACUAUUAACUACAACAAUUACACCACAUAAUGCAACAGUCACCACACCUAAUGCAAUACUCUCAACACCUAAUGCAACAGUCACAACACUCAAUGCACCAGUCACAACAUUCAGUGCAACAGACAGACUAUUAACUACAACAAUUACACCACAUAAUGCAACAGUCACCACACCUAAUGCAAUACACUCAACACCUAAUGCAACAGUCACAACACUCAAUGCACCAGUCACAACACUGAAUCCAACAGACAGACUAUUAACUACAACAAUUACACCACAUAAUGCAACAGUCACCACACCUAAUGCAAUACACUCAACACCUAAUGCAACAGUCACAACACUCAAUGCACCAGUCACAACAUUCAGUGCAACAGACAGACUAUUAACUACAACAAUUACCACACACAAUGCAACAGUCACCACACCUAAUGCAACAGUCACAACACUCAAUGCACCAGUCACAACACUCAAUGCAACAGACAGACUAUUACCUACAACAAUUACACCACAUAAUGCAACAGUCACCACACCUAAUGCAAUACACUCAACACAUAAUGCAACAGUCACAACACUCAAUGCACCAGUCACAACAUUCAGUGCAACAGACAGACUAUUAACUACAACAAUUACACCACAUAAUGCAACAGUCACCACACCUAAUGCAAUACACUCAACACCUAAUGCAACAGUCACAACACUCAAUGCACCAGUCACAACAUUCAGUGCAACAGACAGACUAUUAACUACAACAAUUACACCACAUAAUGCAACAGUCACCACACCUAAUGCAAUACUCUCAACACCUAAUGCAACAGUCACAACACUCAGUGCACCAGUCACAACACUCAAUGCAACAGACAGACUAUUACCUACAACAAUUACACCACAUAAUGCAACAGUCACCACACCUAAUGCAAUACUCUCAACACCUAAUGCAACAGUCACAACACUCAGUGCAACAGUCACAACACUCAAUGCAACAGACAGACUAUUAACUACAACAAUUACACCACAUAAUGCAACAGUCACAACACUCAAUGCACCAGUCACAACACUGAAUCCAACAGACGGACUAUUAACUACAACAAUUACACCACAUAAUGCAACAGUCACCACACCUAAUGCAAUACUCUCAACACCUAAUGCAACAGUCACAACACUCAGUGCAACAGACAGACUAUUACCUACAACAAUUACACCACAUAAUGCAACAGUCACCACACCUAAUGCAAUACUCUCAACACCUAAUGCAACAGUCACAACACUCAGUGCAACAGUCACAACAGUCAAUGCAACAGACACAACACAGAAUACACCAGACAGACUAUUAACUACAGCAAUUACACCACAUAAUGCAACAGUCACCACACCUAAUGCAAUACUCUCAACACCUAAUGCAACAGUCACAACACUCAAUGCACCAGUCACAACACUCAAUGCAACAGACAGACUAUUACCUACAACAAUUACACCACAAAAUGCAACAGUCACCACACCUAAUGCAAUACUCUCAACACCUAAUGCAACAGUCACAACACUCAAUGCACCAGUCACAACACUCAAUGCAACAGACAGACUAUUACCUACAACAAUUACACCACAUAAUGCAACAGUCACCACACCUAAUGCAAUACUCUCAACACCUAAUGCAGCAGUCACAACACUCAAUGCACCAGUCACAACACCUAAUGCAACAGACAGACUAUUAACUACAACAAUUGCACCACAUAAUGCAACAGUCACAACACUCAAUGCAACAGUCACAACACUUAAUGCACCAGUCACAACACUGAAUCCAACAGACGGACUAUUAACUACAACAAUUACAUCACACAAUGCAACAGUCACCACACCUAAUGCAGUACUCUCAACACCUAAUGCAACAGUCACAACACUCAAUGCACCAGUCACAACACUGAAUCCAACAGACGGACUAUUAACUACAACAAUUACACCACACAAUGCAACAGUCACCACACCUAAUGCAGUACUCUCAACACCUAAUGCAACAGUCACAACACUCAAUGCACCAGUCACAACACUCAAUGCAACAGACAGACUAUUACCUACAACAAUUACACCACAUAAUGCAACAGUCACCACACCUAAUGCAAUACUCUCAACACCUAAUGCAACAGUCACAACACUCAGUGCAACAGUCACAACAGUCAAUGCAACAGACACAACACAGAAUACACCAGACAGACUAUUAACUACAGCAAUUACACCACAUAAUGCAACAGUCACUACACCUAAUGCAAUACUCUCAACACCUAAUGCAACAGUCACAACACUCAAUGCACCAGUCACAACACUGAAUCCAACAGACAGACUAUUAACUACAACAAUUACACCACAUAAUGCAACAGUCACCACACCUAAUGCAAUACACUCAACACCUAAUGCAACAGUCACAACACUCAAUGCACCAGUCACAACAUUCAGUGCAACAGACAGACUAUUAACUACAACAAUUACACCACAUAAUGCAACAGUCACAACACUCAAUGCACCAGUCACAACACUGAAUCCAACAGACAGACUAUUAACUACAACAAUUACACCACAUAAUGCAACAGUCACCACACCUAAUGCAAUACACUCAACACCUAAUGCAACAGUCACAACACUCAAUGCACCAGUCACAACAUUCAGUGCAACAGACAGACUAUUAACUACAACAAUUACCACACACAAUGCAACAGUCACCACACCUAAUGCAACAGUCACAACACUCAAUGCACCAGUCACAACACUCAAUGCAACAGACACAACACAGAAUACACCAGACAGACUAUUAACUACAGCAAUUACACCAGAAAAUGCAACAGUCACCACACCUAAUGCAAUACUCUCAACACCUAAUGCAACAGUCACAACACUCAGUGCAACAGUCACAACACUCAAUGCAACAGACACAACACAGAAUACACCAGACAGACUAUUAACUACAGCAAUUACACCAGAAAAUGCAACAGUCACCACACCUAAUGCAAUACACUCAACACCUAAUGCAACAGUCACAACACUCAGUGCAACAGUCACAACACUCAAUGCACCAGUCACAACAUUCAGUGCAACAGACAGACUAUUAACUACAACAAUUGCACCACAUAAUGCAACAGUCACAACACUCAAUGCAACAGUCACAACACUUAAUGCACCAGUCACAACACUGAAUCCAACAGACAGACUAUUAACUACAACAGUUACACCAGAAAAUGCAACAGUCACCACACCUAAUGCAAUACUCUCAACACCUAAUGCAACAGUCACAACACUCAGUGCAACAGUCACAACAGUCAAUGCAACAGACACAACACAGAAUACACCAGACAGACUAUUAACUACAGCAAUUACACCACAUAAUGCAACAGUCACUACACCUAAUGCAAUACUCUCAACACCUAAUGCAACGGUCACAACACUCAAUGCACCAGUCACAACACUGAAUCCAACAGACAGACUAUUAACUACAACAGUUACACCAGAAAAUGCAACAUUCACCACACCUAAUGCAAUACACUCAACACCUAAUGCAACAGUCACAACACUCAAUGCAACAGUCACAACAUUCAGUGCAACAGACAGACUAUUAACUACAACAAUUACACCACAUAAUGCAACAUUCACCACACUCAAUGCAACAGUCCCAACACCUAAUGCAACAGACAGACUAUUGACUACAACAGUUAUACCACAUAAUGCAACAGUCACCACACCUAAUGCAAUAGACUCAACAUCUAAUGCAACGGUCACAACACUCAAUACAACAGACAGACUAUUAACUACAACAGUUACACCACAUAAUGCAACAGUCACCACACCUAAUGCAACAGACACCACAACUAAUGAAACAGUCUCAACACCUAAUGCAACAGUCACAACACUCAAUACACCAGACAGACUAUUAACUACAACAGUUACACUACAAAAUGCAACAGUCACCACACCUAAUGCAACAGUCAAUGCAACAGACAGACUUUUAACUACAAUUGUUACACCACUUAAUUCAAUAGUAACGACACUCAACGCAACAGUCACAACACUCAAUGCGACAGUUACAACACUCACUGCAACAGUCACAACACUCAAUGCAACAGUCACAACACUCAAUGCAACAGUCACAACACUCAAUACAACAGUCACACCACGCAAUACAACAGAAACACAAUUAUCUGCAACAUACUACAGUCACACCACUGAAUACAACAGUCAUCACACUCAAUACAACAGUUACACCACUAAAUACAACAGUCACAACACUUAA